Molecule: messenger RNA, 2846 nt
Organism: Acyrthosiphon pisum (pea aphid)
Lineage: Eukaryota; Metazoa; Arthropoda; Insecta; Hemiptera; Aphididae
Exons: 3
Coding region: 1967-2557 (196 amino acids)
Source: RefSeq, a predicted model, not a curated record
UUGUAAUAACUAUUAAGUACAAAUAAAAUAAAAAUACUGACACGACGAACAACACAACCACAAACGAAGGCUACCGAUGGCUAACUAACGCCAAACUACGAAUUUGAUUUGGACGAACAUUUACCCAGUACCGAAUUUUAACCUACGAAUGGCGAAUGGCGCCAAAUGGUGCAUUCGCUGGCAAUCGUUGGUUCGUGUUCGCGUUCGUUCUCCAGUGUGGACGCACCUUAAACGGACGCGGCCGAAUGUUUAGCGAAUAUGCGUUCGCAUUCGUUCGGUAGCAUUCGCUUGCGUUCGUUCGAGUUAGGGCUCUAAUGUAUCUCACCUUAUGAUACAUCGAUUAUCGCUUAAAGCCCUAACCUAUAUAUUAUAAUAUCCAGCGCGACGGUAGUGGCGCGAAGCUAAGUAAAAAAAAAGCGAAGCGGUCACUACCGUAGUAUAUUACACGAGCCAGAGUUUGCCCAUUGAAUGUGUGUAAAUUUGCCCGUUUUCAUUAGCCAGACCUACAGACCUAAUUAAUGAACGGAUUGGUCUGUUUGUGAUAUCAAUAGAUCGGGCAUGAUUUGUAGAUUAUACCUUUGUCAUUUUCGAAAAAAUUGGUUGAAUAAUAACGAAUAUAUUAGCAAAAAAGUCAAGUAUUUUUGAAGCAAAAAGAUAUUGUGCUCGACCGUUUUUAGUUAUUACGUUUCACGCAGCAGCGCACGAUACCGUAUUACCCCCUCUAUUCCGUAUACGUUUUCGUCGCGGUCGUACACUGGGCAGCGGUUACGACUUGCGGUUUUCGCCGUUGCCCGGCGCCCGCGUCUUCGCUUAUCGUAUUCGUUAUUUCUGUUAUCGACAUUCAUGUUUCUGGUGACGUUCGGUGUAGUCGUUUAGAUCUGUUUAUUCGCCGCCGCCGAGCAAAUCACGUUUUCUUUGUUGUCUGUUGUCUCGUUAAUCGUUUGUUACAGUGUUGUAGUAGGCCGUACUUUAGUUUAUAGUUACCUACUAUACUUUAUUUCUAAAAUGGUUUCUAAGACAUACAAGCAGAAGUUACGAAAAAGGAGAAAUUAUUUUGAAAAAAAAACCACUAGUGUGGCUGUGAGCCCAGUGUGUAUGGAUGAACGUUUAAUAAAAAAUUCGGGUAUAAAUGCAGUUUAGUUCCCACGCGAUUUUUUUGAUUUUUUUUCCACCAAAAUAUGUGUUUUAAAGCACUGAAUACAAAAGUCUAAUUCCAAAAUCCUCGCAAAUCAUUAUUUUGGAAGUUAUAUCUUACCAAAGUUUACGAUUUUACGCAUUUACGUAUGCAUGCGCGCGAAACGCUGUACAUUUUGCUUUUCUACGUUUUCGUAUUGGAUUGUCGCCUAUAAUUAAUUAUUUUAUUUUAUUUUGUUGUUAUUAUUAACAUUAUUAUAAUUUAUAAUUAAUGACUUUCCAAAGGUUAUAGAACUGAUAAUGUUUUAUUUUCGUAUUAAAUAUUACUGUUUGAGGAUUGCUAUGUUAGUGCCUACACGCAUACUCCAGAUCACUACAGUUUUUGUUACAGUUACGACAACAUAUCAUUUUAAAAUGUUAUUUGUUAAUUUUAUUGAGUUGUAUGAUAUAUUUGAACAUAAAACCAAUGGCCCCGUCUCAAUAAGUGUAAUAGAAAAAUUGCAAUCGUGGAAUUUGAUGGGCCCGUGAUUGUGUGUUAAAAUGUAAAAAUGGUCAUUAUUUAAAAUUAUACCCUGAUGUGCGUUCUUUAGACGGGUUUGGUUGGAGAUGUAGGGCACCUAUAAAUAAGCAAAAAAACAAAUGCGACUAUUAUCAAUCGAUUCGCGUAGAUACAUUUUUUCAUAAAUCGCAUUUGUCGUUAUACCAAAUUGUAUCGUUUGCAUAUUUGUGGUUAGAAAAUGUGUCAUUGUCAUUUAUUGUAAAACAAAUUAAAAUUGCUCAACAUACUGCUGUUGAUUGGUCAUCGUUUCAUAGAGAAGUCGUCUUCGAGGCUAUGAUUACAAAUCAUAAUAAGAUAGGUGGAGUUGGUCAAGUUGUCGAAAUUGACGAGUCCAAAUUUGGUCGAAGAAAAUAUAACCGCGGGCAUCGCGUAGAUGGACAAUGGAUUUUUGGUGGUGUUCAGCGAGAAACUGGGGAUUGUUUUUUAAUACCAGUAGAAAAGCGAGAUAAAGAUACCCUUCUAACAGCAAUCAAUGAUUGGAUCUUACCAGGGACUACAAUUAUCAGCGAUUGUUGGAAGAGUUAUCAAUGUUUGGAAGAUGAAGGAUUUGUUCACUUAACGGUGAAUCAUUCUAUUCAGUUCAAAAAUCCGGAAACAGGAGCACACACAAAUACUGUUGAGGGAAUGUGGCGUCACGCAAAGGCUUCGCUUUCUCAAUAUUCUCGCAAAAAACGGUUUUAUGGUGGAUAUUUAGCUAAGUUUAUGUUCCUGAAAAGGUGUCGUAUAUUAAAUAUUGAACCUCUGACGGAAUUUUUUAAACUUGCUGGUGAGCUCUAUGAUCCAAAAGCGAUACAAGAAAAUAAUUUAUUGGUAAGUGAUGAUGAAGCGUCUUCUGAAACGGAUGAAAAUGACGAAGAUUUAUAAUGUAAUAUUGAAAAAAUUAAAAAAAAUUAAAAAACCUUUUUGAUUUCAAAUUUUUGAAUUUUUAAACAUCAAGUACGAUAUUUAAAAUCUUUAUGCAUAUUUCCAUUCAUCAUAAACACAUACAAUUUAAAAAAAAAAAUCAAAAUGUAGUUUUGUUGAUGUUUUUAUCGUAAAUAUCACGUAUUUUUUAAAACAUUACUAUUUUAUAGUUUUCUUGGUAUAACUUCCAAAAUAAUGAUUUGCGAGGAUUUUGGAAUUAGACUUUUGUAUUCAGUGCUUUAAAACACAU